AUGAAUCGAAAUAUCAAAACUCCUAAAAAUCUUCCGGAAUAUCUGGAAUUUUUUGCUCGUGAAACCAUUCGAGCACAGCCAAAAAAUAUCUUGAAAUUCAACAAACUAUUUCUUGAAGAGCUUGAGAAACAUACAGAUGGGACCAACAUAACCACCUUCUUGGAAGAUCCCGAUACCUAUCAGAAAUUCCAAGACGAUCUCCUUCAUCGAGUAAAUGCCGAUCGCGCUUUUUCGAAAGAGACAAAACAGAAAGAAUCUGCGAAUGGUGAUGUGGAUGAAGCAGCUAUCAAGAUCCAAGCCAACGUCCGCGGAUUUCUUGUUAGAAAAGCUGCCGAGAAGAAGCAAUAA
This is a messenger RNA of Auanema sp. JU1783, 348 nucleotides long. The record is from the annotation of a GenBank genome assembly. NCBI's taxonomy places the organism in Eukaryota, Metazoa, Nematoda, Chromadorea, Rhabditida, Rhabditidae.